AUGGGCCCCGUGAGCUCAUCACCAGCGCAAAGACGAGGCCGUCUCUCCGAGAUGGUCAGCUCUGCUGACUUGCUGUAUCGCCAGUCACUCGGUAUCUUCGGGCAUGAAGGCUUCAUCCAGCCGGACAACUGUCUCAACCUCGUGUCGAAUGAUCCUCGUUCCUUACUCGCACAGGAUUGUGAUCGAAGCCGCUUCUUAUGGUCCGAAGGCGAAAAACUACUUUUGGGUUUAUGA
Messenger RNA from Protopolystoma xenopodis, 234 nucleotides. Lineage: Eukaryota; Metazoa; Platyhelminthes; Monogenea; Polystomatidea; Polystomatidae. The record is from the annotation of a GenBank genome assembly.